GUCAUUAUGAACACUUGUUGUAGCGUGCCAGACUUGGAGGCAGAGGCCCUCGUUCGAGCGCUAUCUCUAUUAGAUAUUGAAGAAGUCGGAAGAUCACGCAAAGGAAAGUCACGGGAGGGCUCGGAUGCCUGCUUGACGGACGAAGAAAUUGCGUUCAACCUUCAGGCAGAAGACUUGAAAGCGUCCUUAGCUGAACUUCAAGACCGUAGAUUUGCACUGAGCCUCGAUAGAGCACUUCAAACCGACACUGCGGCUCUCAGCGCGUUGUCCCUCAUCAACCAAGGGGAACAAGAUGAUCAUAUUUCUGCUCUUGCCCUUGAGAGAGGCGAUGAUGUACCAACCCCUACUCACUCACAAGAAGAGCUUGAAUGGACUAGAUUUCCGUUUGAGUUCGGCUCCACUACGUCCAGUAAUAGUGAUAUUACAGGCGUAGUCGAGCCAGACCUAGAUGAAAUGGACGACCUCGGCGAAUAUUCUCGUCUAUCGUACCAUAGGGGACAAGUUUCAGCUCGUGAUAGAAUGCCACCUUGGGUGGAGUGUGUCAUAUGCGGCGAUCCUGUCAGACGUUUGCAAAGUUUCAAUGCUCCAUGUUCUCAUUUCUAUUGUCGAGGUUGUCUUGUAAACCUUGUUGAAGCGUCUACCAGGGACGAGACACUUCACCCCGUGCGGUGCUGCCAACAGCCUCUUCCCGUUGCGAACUUCCUUCCAUUGCUUUCAUUGGACUUGCGAUCCCAUUUUCAGGACAAAUCUGCGGAGUUCGCAACUCGACCAAAUUUACGGAUUUAUUGUCCCAAUCAGAUAUGCUCGAAAUUUUUGGGUUCGUCUUCUGACCGCAGGUCUGAGUUCGCCUGCACAAGUUGUCCAACACGUGUGUGCUCGGCGUGCAAGAAUCGAGCCCACUUGUUUGAAGACUGUGCCGAAAACGCUCAGACAUCAGUGGUAAAAUCCCUUGCGUCUCAAAUGGGAUGGCAAACCUGUCCGGGUUGCCAUGCUAUCGUCGAACUUUGGCAGGGGUGUUAUCACAUGACCUGCCGAUGCUCGACGCAGUUUUGUUACUUAUGCGCAGCACCGUGGAAAACUUGCGAUUGUCGGCAAUGGGACGAUCAACGCCUGUUAGAUGACGCCGAAAGACGUGUUUACAAUGAACUCGGGGCUCAGGAAGCAGCUGCGCGCCCGGAAAUUUUUGUGGACCGUGUUUACGAGAGGAUGACAGCGUUGGAGGAAAAUCACGAGUGCCUUGUGCACAGAUGGGUGUACAGGCGUGGCGGUGGAUGUUGUGAGGAAUGUCACGAUGAUUUAAGGAACUAUUUGAUGUGUUGCAGGGAUUGCCAAGUCUUGGUAUGUAGGCGGUGUUCAGUGAAUCGUCUUUGAGAACGGCGACAUUAAAGUUAUGAAGUCGAGUACAAAGCUGAUUCCUGGGUUUGGAUUUUGGGAGUGUCAAGCAGGCUGAAGAUUUUUAUAUUUCGGGUAGGGUAAAACAUUCGCAAUGGCGACUGUCAGAAAGAUGCGCCUCAAACUUCCAGGAGGUCUAACGUACUAGCAAACCUAUUAAUAAUAUUGGAUGGGGUUCUGCUUCAAUUUGUUAUUUGAUUUGUCAGCUCGUUCUAACAUUCUUUUCGGCCCGCCGUCGUAUAAUUAUCUCUCCG
Molecule: messenger RNA, 1646 nt
Organism: Suillus bovinus
Lineage: Eukaryota; Fungi; Basidiomycota; Agaricomycetes; Boletales; Suillaceae
Exons: 4
Coding region: 7-1371 (454 amino acids)
Biological process (GO): protein polyubiquitination; positive regulation of proteasomal ubiquitin-dependent protein catabolic process; ubiquitin-dependent protein catabolic process
Cellular component (GO): cytoplasm; ubiquitin ligase complex
Molecular function (GO): ubiquitin protein ligase activity; ubiquitin conjugating enzyme binding; zinc ion binding
Source: RefSeq, a predicted model, not a curated record